Entamoeba invadens IP1 is the source of this 669-nucleotide messenger RNA. RefSeq lists its product as hypothetical. The record is from RefSeq and is a predicted model, not a curated record. The transcript has a single exon. The annotation marks the transcript as partial. NCBI's taxonomy places the organism in Eukaryota, Evosea, Mastigamoebida, Endamoebidae.
AAAAACAAAGAACCAAAAUUGACAACAAAUGAGCUGACUUUAAAACAACUCGCUUCAAUUGAAAAAAUCAAAAUACUUCGAAAUUGUAUAAAAAGUGAAAAUCGAACUUUUGAUGUUGAAACUAUAACCGCAAAAAUAUUGGAAAAAUCAGUUUUGGAAGCCUUUGAAACACAAAGAAAAAUAAAAGGUAAUUUUUCUGAUCACAAAUUGAAUUCACAAAACGAAUAUAUAACUAUAUUAUUUGCAAUUGUGUCAAAGGCAACUUCAAUGACUGAAACACAAAUAAAUGGAAUGAGGUCUGUGUUAUUGGUUGCACUUAAACUUCUAGCUGAAAAGGGUGGAAAGGGGCUUUCAAUAUCAUAUGAAACUGUCACCCGAAGAGCUUCACUUAUACCAAUUGUAGAAAAAGAAGAAAUUACAAACAAUUUUGAUAAAUGUGUUGGAUAUGGAAUUUCAACAGAUUCUUCAACAUAUGGUGAUCAUUAUCUCUCUCUUUAUGCAAGAUUUGUUUAUAAAGAUUGUACAUUCGAAGAAAAAAGGUUAAGUAUUUGCAGAUAUUACGAUUCAAAAACGCGAUUAACUGGACAACGAGGAUCGAUAAAAUUGUGUGUAGUGUUUACAAUUCCAAUUUUUCAAAAUUGUGUUCAUUUUGUAGUGAUGGAGAUAUAA